AUGAAAUGUGUUACAUGAAAUGUGUUACAUUGUGGGGUGUUGAGUUUUCCUAAAUGCACGUGCCCUCGGAUUUUGUGUGAAACUAAGUUUACUAUGACUACAACUACCAUAAUACCCUAAACAGAAAGGCUAAACAUGGCAGGCUCCUCUGCAGGAAUGACUGCACUGCUAUGUAAUAUGAAUAAACAAAUUGCAAUAUUUUAUCCAACGAUUACUUACCAAAGGCACAAUUGGUGUGUGAUAAGGAGAGUAUGUAUGUUUGUCUCCCGAUGCCAGAGUCAAGCCCAAACAAAACCGAAAAGUGCUCCCCAGGAGCUGGUAGGUGUGGUGGGUCUGGAGAUCCAUGCUCAGAUCCACUCCAACACCAAGCUGUUUUCUGGCUCCCAGGUUGGGUUCCAGGCUCCACCUAACUCCCUGGUGUCCUUCUUUGAUGCCUCCUUACCUGGAACUCUACCUGUGCUGAACAGACGAUGUGUGGAGGCUGCAGUGAUGACAGGUUUGGCCCUUAACUGUACCAUCAACAGGAAGUCUCUCUUUGACAGGAAGCACUACUUCUACGCUGACCUUCCUGCGGGCUACCAGAUCACCCAACAGAGGCUGCCCAUCGCGGUGGACGGCACCCUGACCUACAGUCACCUGGGGGGCCGUAAGAGGAACGCGGUGGUCACCAAGAGUGUCAGGAUCAAACAGAUCCAGUUAGAGCAGGACAGUGGCAAGAGCCUCCACGAUGACUACAGGAACCAGACCCUUAUAGACCUCAACAGAGCAGGUGUGGGUCUGAUGGAGCUGGUGAUGGAGCCAGACAUGAGCUGUGGAGAGGAGGCAGCAGCAGCCGUCAGAGAGAUGCAGCUCAUACUGCAGGCUCUAGGGACCUGCCAGGGAAACAUGGCUGAGGGCCAGCUGAGAGUGGAUGCCAACGUGUCCGUCCACAGACCUGGGGAUCCUUGGGGCAUCAGGACUGAGGUCAAGAACAUCAACAGUGCCCGCAACCUGGCCAGGGCCAUAGACUAUGAGAUCCAGAGACAGAUGUUUGUCCUGGAGAGCGGCGGCACGGUGCAGAACGAGACACGGUCGUUUGAUGGCAAGACUGGUCACACCAUUCCAAUGAGAGACAAGGAGGGCCUUCAGGACUACAGGUUCAUGCCGGAGCCCAACCUGCCUCCUCUGAUGGUGUACGAGGCGUGCUCUACAGCCCCCCCUGGUGUUGCCCCCAGCCAGAUGGUGGUUCUGGAGGAGGUGAGGGAGAGGCUGCCGGAGCUGCCCAGCGUCAGGAGGCAGAGGCUGGUGGAGACCUACGGCAUCCUCCCCGAACACAGCUUCACCCUGGUGAAUGAGGACGGGCUGAUGGACUACUUUGAGGCCGUCGUCAGGGAGACCAAGGCUGGGCCGAGAAAGGUGAUUGGCUGGGUGAUGAACGAGCUGCAGGGCCUCCUCCAUCAACAGAACCUGCGUGUCAGCCAGAGUCCGAUCUCUCCUCAAGCUCUAGCCCAGAUACUGAAUCUCCAGGAGAAUGGACAAAUCUCUUCUUCUAUCGCCAAGCAGGUGUUCCAGGAGCUGUGGAAGACCCCAGGUAAAACGGCCCAGCAGAUCGUCAAGGAGCAGGACCUGGGGAUGGUCAACGACAGCACAGAGAUCCACAGGAUUUGCCAGAAGGUGGUGGACUCACACCCAGACCAGGUCCAAGCCAUCCGCAGUGGGAACAAGAAGGUUCUGAACAAGCUCAUGGGUCUGGUCCAGAAGGAGACGAAAGGCAGGGCUGACCCAGUCCUGGUACGGGCCAUCCUGGAGCAGAAGACCUCCUGAGGACUAACUAACACGGUCUGUGGCCACCUUGACAUGCCUGGUGGAAUAUCAAACUGGUCCAAGAGGCAGCAAGCAUGACAUCAUUAUGGCUUCAUCAUAGUUAAUGUCCUCUGGUCAAGAGGAUUAUUGUUGCUAAAUCAACUGUCUCUCAUGUUGUCUUCUGGCACCGUAACCGCCUUUAAGUUGUUGCAGUUGUAUUGUAACUUUUAUUUGUGUACAUAAAUAUAUUCUAAUUCUCUUUGGAGUGUGCACACUUAUCCCCUCCCAAACACACACUUCAUCUAAAACUGUCAAGGGAAUGGCAUACACAUCCUCCAUGAUAAUCACACUUUAAGCAGAGCCAUUCUGGAAUCCCUUAGCAGUUUGGAACACUCUGAACCCACCAAUGGCAGAACAUAGCUAAUAAAGGUAUGGCCCAUUACCAGGCAGUUUGGGAGUCGUCCCAGAAGUCAUCUUUCUGCUUUUAUCACUGUCCUCUGGCAGCACUGAAAUGAAUCAGGAGAGCAACAGAGGACUGAAGUACUAUAUGCAAUGUAUCUCCUGAUACUCCCUCUAAAAUGGAUCGGAUUAGGAAUGAUUUAGAGGUCAGUGUUGAGUCAGAGGAGAGAGAGGAAGUAGUCAUGAGUAGUGAGCGCCCCCUUGUGGCUGUCAAGUGAAGGAGCUACAUCUCUAUCGUUUAGCCUUCUAUGCUUGUCUCUAGAGAUAGGCAUCUCUUACAUUCAGUUGGCUUGAAUAUUGAGUUUUGUCAAAUCACGCGGUAAUUCAAUACUGGUUGGCUGUGUGCAUGUGACUUCAGUUUGGUAACGUAGGUAGUUGCCUCCCAUUCAUCCCCUUUGUUUCUAUUGAGUGCUGUAUGCAGUGACCUAUAAACAAAGUAUUGUACAUAACACAAUUGGACUUCUUGAUUUUAAAAGAGGGUUUGUGGCUGGCUGCUGUUUCAGUGCCUGUGAAGAAGACCUAGUUUUGAACAGAAGCUGGGUCACUGGAUGAAUGGCUGUCAGAAGCCUUGUUUAUACCUGCUGUUAACAUUCGUCCUGAUCUUGUCCGUGUAGACUUAGAUCUGAUCACAAUGCGUUUUUUAAUCGUCCAUAAAUGUGUCCAGAAUCAGAAUUGGAAAAGAUCAGGACAAAGGCUGCAUGUUAGAACCAGGUAUGAACAGGGAUAGAGGGGGGAUUGUUUACUAAACGAGGCCAGUGGAGUCCACUGAACAAACCAUUGAAAACACAACCACUUCUGGGCGAAAGAAGCGGAAAGAAAAAGUGUGUUUUCCCUGUGUUUUGCAUUUUACUUACCUUUGCCGAGGUGAAGCUAAAAUAUACAUUUGGGUAGAGAAGCUGUCAAAACACAUGACAUAUUUCUGUUCUUCAAUAAAAACGUAUUAUAAAGAA
Molecule: messenger RNA, 3191 nt
Organism: Oncorhynchus mykiss (rainbow trout)
Lineage: Eukaryota; Metazoa; Chordata; Actinopteri; Salmoniformes; Salmonidae
Product: glutamyl-tRNA(Gln) amidotransferase subunit B, mitochondrial
Biological process (GO): glutaminyl-tRNAGln biosynthesis via transamidation; mitochondrial translation
Cellular component (GO): glutamyl-tRNA(Gln) amidotransferase complex; mitochondrion
Molecular function (GO): glutaminyl-tRNA synthase (glutamine-hydrolyzing) activity
Source: RefSeq, a predicted model, not a curated record